Molecule: messenger RNA, 321 nt
Organism: Loa loa (African eye worm)
Lineage: Eukaryota; Metazoa; Nematoda; Chromadorea; Rhabditida; Onchocercidae
Exons: 2
Coding region: 1-273 (90 amino acids)
Cellular component (GO): cytoplasm
Source: RefSeq, a predicted model, not a curated record
AUGGCUGUUCCGCGUGCUGUUUCACGAUUGUCGUCCUUAGACUCAGCAUUACUUAUUUGUGAUAUGCAGGAGAAGUUCAGGUACAGUAUCAAGUAUUUUGAGGAAAUUGUUCAAGUCAGCAAACGCCUUAUUAUGGCUGCGAAACUUCUUGAUAUGAAAGUCAUUGCCACUGAACAGUAUCCAAAAGGUGAAGUAUAUCUGAGUAGGAAUUCCCAGGUUCUUGAUCUGCAGUUUAAAGGAUUGUCGUUAAACAGUGUGGUCCUAGCGCGUUGAAGACCAUUUCAUGCGCGUUGUUUUGAGUGCUGUAAUUCUAAAGUGAUG